Molecule: messenger RNA, 3085 nt
Organism: Eriocheir sinensis (Chinese mitten crab)
Lineage: Eukaryota; Metazoa; Arthropoda; Malacostraca; Decapoda; Varunidae
Product: nephrin-like
Exons: 11
Molecular function (GO): protein binding
Source: RefSeq, a predicted model, not a curated record
ACAGCCGGGCCCUUGUUCCGCGUCCACGUGAGGAAAGGGGGCCGCGCCGAGCUCCCCUGUGACGUGCUGACCGCCGACCCCACAGACCGCGUGGUGCUGGUGCUGUGGUACAAGGAUGGUGUGGGCGCCCCGAUCUACAGCUACGACUCCCGGAAGAACCAGGUCAACGAGGUGAGGGAUUGGGCGGACCAGAAGUCUCUCGGCGGCCGCGCGCACUUCGACCUGCAGUCUAACCCCGCCGAGCUGGUGAUCGACAAUGUCAAGGCGGACGACGAGGGCAUGUACCGCUGCCGCGUCGACUUCAAGAAGAGCCCGACCAGGAACGCACGAACCAACCUCACCGUCGUCAUUCCGCCCCACACGCCCAACAUCCUCACGACGGACACCGGCCAGCCCGUGUGGACCACCGUGGGGCCCUUCAACGAGGGGGAGUCCAUGUCCCUGCUGUGCGAGGUGAAGGGAGGCAAACCGACGCCGCGGGUAACGUGGUGGAUGAACGGGAAGCUGAUAGACGACACGAGCGAGAGGAAGCGGCCCCAGAUAGUGACCAACACCCUCACCAUCAACCACCUGACCCGGAGCCACCUGCAGGCGGCUCUGGUGUGCGAAGCGACAAACUCCAACAGCAGCCUCCCCGUCAAGAGCAUCAUCAGCAUCGAGAUGAACUUCAUGCCACUCUCUGUCAGCGUGCUGGGGUCCCGCGAGCCGCUCUCCGCCGGCCGGGAGUACGAGCUGGUGUGUCAGAGCAUCGGGGCACGACCGCCGGCCUCCCUCAGUUGGUGGCUCGAUGGUAUCCAGCUCACCAACGCCUCGACCUCAACGGCCAGCUCCGGGAACGUGACCCUGAGUACCCUGUCGCUGGUGCCCAAGGACAGUGACGGCGGGAAGUACCUCAAGUGUUUGUCGGAGUCCCCCGUCAUUCACCACACGCCCCUUCAGGACCAGUGGCGCCUCGAAGUAUACUACACGCCCAAGGUCCAGCUCGCCCUUGGGAGUAACCUGAGCCCGGACGAGAUUAAGGAGGGCGAUGACGUGUACUUCGAGUGUAACGUGCGAGCUCAUCCGUGGGUCUACAAGGUCGUCUGGCACCAUAACCAGGGCGUGCAGGUGCAACACAACGUCUCGGCGGGGGUCAUCGUCAGCAACCAGUCGCUUGUCAUCCAGCGGGUCAAGCGGCACCAGACGGGCCUCUACACCUGCGUCGCCUCCAACAUCGAGGGAGACGGCCAAAGCAACGCGGUCAACCUCAGAGUGCAGUACGCCCCGGUGUGCGCCGCGGGGCAGGUGCACGUGUAUGGGGCGGCUCGGCACGAGGAGGUCAGCGUCACGUGCCGCCUGGACGCCGUGCCGCCCGUCGUCCACUUCUACUGGCGGUUCAACAGCAGCGGCGACGUGGUGGACAUCGCCGAGAGUCACGUGGCCACGCAGGGCCUCCAGUCGUCCCUGUCCUACGUGGCGCGAACUGAACUGGACUACGGGACGCUGCUGUGCUGGGGCGAGAACCACCUGGGGAGGCAACGCAAGCCGUGUGUGUAUAAAGUGGUGCCGGCGGGGCCGCCUGACCCGCCGGACAACUGCAGCCUCAUCAACCAGACGACGGAGGCGCUGCGGGUCAAGUGUCAGCCUGGCUAUGAUGGCGGCCUGCUGCAAAAAUUCAUCAUCGAGGCGUACGAGGCGGAAACGAUGCGGCUCCUCCUCAACAUCUCAGAGAAUUCCAUCCCAGAUUUCUCCCUGCGAGGCCUGGAGUCCGGCGCCUCGUACCUCCUCUAUGUGUACGCCGCCAACGAGAAGGGCAUGAGCGAGAAGAAGCAGAUGCAGGGCUACACGCUCAAGGACGUGGCCGAGAAGCGUACUGCCCAGGUCCGCCCGCCCCCCGAAGAACUGGUGCCCAUCACGCCCAUCCUGGCUGUGGUGGUGGGCGUGGUGGGCUCGCUAGUGCUGGUGGCGAUAGUGGCAGUGGUGGUGGUGAGUCUCAAGAGAAAGAAUCGGCCGAGGAACAAGAACAUCACCCUGCACAUCCAAACGUCGCUGGCGGACACGAGGGACCUGGACGACAAGAACCCUGACCUUAUCCCUUCCAACGCUUCCUCCCCCACAGGCAGCGGCGGUGGCGGCGGCGGUGGAGGUGGAGGCGGGGACGGCGCAGUGGAGGGUCUGGGCGUGGGCUGCGUGGGGGAGGGGGACCUCAAACCCCCCACCACACCGGAGGAGGGGGGCUUCGGCAGCGUCCACAUCUGCGCCUCCGUCCCCUACCCCACCAACGUCAUGUACGGCACCUACCCCCGCGCCCCCCGGGGAAUGAACGUUCCCAACCCGCAGGAAGGGGAGCUGAUGUACGCCGAGCUAGCCUUCCCUCACGGCAUGCCCUACCCCCCCGGCACGCUGCCCCGCCGCAAGCCUGACCCCACCAUAUACGCCCAGAUCGACCACGCCAUGCCCGGCCUGCCCCCCACCAUGCCCUGCGUGCCUGUCAGCGGCAGCGGCGCCCUCAUGGAGUGCCCCGCCAGCGGCCUGAUGGGCGGCAACCUGGGCGGCAGCGUGGCGGGGGUGCUGAGUGGAAGCGUGUGUCCCGGCGUGGGCGUCAGCACUAUGUCAGGGCCCACUGCCUUGUGUCCCCCUCCGCCCGUGUCCGUGAUGGCUGACCUCAGCAGAGUGACGUACACGCACGCGCCUCCCCCCCACGGGUUCGGCGGCCACGUCCUCACUCCCCCCGUCCUGCCUGAGGAGGAGGAGCAGGUCACCCCCGACACCCCCCUCAUGAAAAACCCUAAGGAGAGUGAAGUGUGACCCUGUCCGGCGGAGGCGUAUAGUCCGCCCCCUGAGUACUGAGCCAGUGAGUUAGUCCUCCGCCUCGCCCUAAGUGUGACCGUGAGGGUCCCUUGUGUGUGUGUCGGCGGCAGCGAGAACUUGAGCCGUGAUUGAGGCCUGGACGGUAGCGGAGUGGUGAAUGUUGUGGCGUGUUCGUGGGAGCGUGGGUGGAUGCGUGUUCGGGUGGCUAUUGUGGGGACAAGCGUGGGAAGUGACACACACACACACACACACACACACACACACACACACACACACACACACACACACACACACA